Messenger RNA from Penicillium olsonii, 2742 nucleotides. The record is from the annotation of a GenBank genome assembly. NCBI's taxonomy places the organism in Eukaryota, Fungi, Ascomycota, Eurotiomycetes, Eurotiales, Aspergillaceae.
AUGACACCUGCAAGUCUUGUCCGGGUGGCCGAUGUCAAAUUCGAACAUUACAGACCUCUUUACACCCUUGGCGUGGAUGAUCUGCGACCACGGAUAUCUUGGAAAAUCUCUGGCACCAAUGCCAACUCCUUUCGCCAGGAGGGCUACGAGAUCGAGGUUUUCAAGCACAUCGGGUCGCCCAAGAACAAUGAAGGAACAGGGGAGAGCCGUACCCUUCUAGGGUCAGCAAGGGUCGUUUCAAACUCGGCGCGGCUGGUACCAUGGCCUCUCCAGCAAUCCCUUCAACCACGUGAACGGAUAUCUGUUCGUUUAAGAGCAUUUUCAGCCGAAGCCACCACGACGUGGAGUGACGAUGCAGUCUACGAGCUUGGCCUGGUCAUGAGAAAAAAUUGGCAUGGCGAAAGAAUCGUCUCAAGCCGGCUCUCAGAAGGCUCGACUUCCUCUCCUCAAGAGACCCUUUAUCGCCGAUCCUUCCAAAUCAAGACCGAAUCCCCAAUCACACGUGCAAGAUUGUAUCUCGUUGUGCAAGGAGUUUACCGUGUACAACUGAACGGCCAUGAAGUUAGCGAAGAUGUUUUACAACCUGGAUGGACGGUUUACAACGACAGGAUCAGAUACCAGACAUACGACGUUCAAGAUCUGCUUCUACAGCCCGGAUUCAACUGCGUUGGGAUUUCUCUCGCGGACGGGUGGUUCUGUGGUCGAAUUGGAUUCAUGAGGGGACGACGAAACCGGUGGGGGCCAUACCCAACUCUGCUGUCCCAACUUGAGAUCACAUAUAGCAACGGUAGCCAUCAAGUGAUUUGUUCGGACCGAGAGUGGCUUGCAAGGCCAGGUCCCGCCUUUAAAGCCGAGCUAUAUGAUGGGGAGAGGUAUGAUUUCAACGCCGAAACACGAGGCUGGUCCGAAGCAUUUUCCGACCAGAAUUCCGACGACCUAGGCUGGGAGAAAGUCACCGUGCUUAGCCAACUGCCAGACUCUGUCAAGUUCACAGCGGGGCAUUCAGAGCCAGUGCGACCUAUUGAAAUUCUCAAACCGGUGAAGCUUAUCAAAUCUCCAUCUGGCAAGAAUAUCCUUGACUUUGGUCAGAACUUUGCCGGAUUUGUCCGUCUUACGGAGAUUGCCGGCUCAAAGGGUCACACUAUAACCCUGCGACAUGCCGAGGUUCUCGAAGAUGGUGAGCUUGCUUUGAGACCUCUGCGCGUCUGCGAAGCAAAAGAUGAGUUUGUGUUUGGCGACAAAGCCACAACUUCAUGGGAGCCUAGAUUCACAUAUCAUGGUUUUCGAUAUUGUCAGGUCGAUGGUCUCUUGGAAAAAGACCUUCUGGAGUCUGUUGAAGGGGUUGCUUGUCAUAACGACUUUGAGUCUGUUGGCGAGUUUUCCUGUUCCAAUACCCAACUAAAUCAACUAUACAGCAACGCAAAGUGGAGUAUGAGAGGAAACUUCUUCUCUAUCCCAACAGACUGUCCGCAGCGCGACGAGCGACUAGGAUGGACUGGGGACAUCGCAUUAUUUGCGUCCACUGCUCUAAAGCUUUAUGACUGCUAUGGCUUCCUUAAAGAUUGGAUGAUUGACGUUGUGAACGACCAAAACAAACGCGGCGGAGUCCCAGCCUACGUCACACCUGAUAUGUUUGACGAUGCUGGAAUUUGGGCCAAAGUUCUUCCAGUCGCGGUAUGGCAUGAUGCUGUAAUUCUUGUUCCCUGGGCUUUGUUCGAGGCAUCGGGAGACAUAGAAAUACUCCGUCUGAACUAUAAAAACAUGAAGAAAUGGUUGGAGGUGAUACCACGCGACGACAAAUAUCAGCGGAGACUUUGGAGUAGAGACUCAUUCCAACUUGGCGACUGGCUUGAUCCAACUGCGCGGCCUGAGCAGCCCAUGGAUGGGCAGACAGACCCAUUACUUGUCGCUGAUGCUUUCUUGGUCCAUUCCCUUGACUUGAUGAGCCGCAUUGCGACAAUACUAGACAUUCAUGAGGAUGCGCGGAGAUUUAAAUCUGAUGUUGCCGCAACCCGCCAGCAAUUUUUGGAUGAAUAUGUUACUGCCAAUGGUCGCCUCAGCUCUGACUCCCAAACCUCGUAUGCUUUGGCUAUUGUGUUCGAUUUGUUGCAAACGCCGCAUCAGACUGCAUCCGCGGGAGCCAGACUAGCGACACUCAUUCGUCGUAACGGCUUCAAAGUCGGUACUGGGUUCGCAGGUACACCAUUUCUUUGUGAAGCGCUCCUCCGCACCGGCCACUAUCAAGUGGCCUAUGCAACUUUACUAUGUGAAGACUGUCCCUCUUGGCUUUACCCUAUUACACUAGGUGCUACCACAAUGUGGGAGAGAUGGGACAGUAUGUUGCCAAAUGCCAAAGUAAAUCCUGGCGAGAUGACAUCUUUCAAUCACUAUUGCUUUGGCACAAUUGUCUCGUUCCUUUGCGAAAGGCUAGCGGGUCUGCAGUGUAUUGAGCCAGGGUGGAAGAGCUGUCGGGUUGCUCCACAGCCUGGCGGAGAUAUUACAUUUGCGCAGGUAAAGCAGCGAACGCCGUAUGGAUGUGUGUCUGUUGAGUGGAAUCUUGAAAAGGAAAGGUUUAGCAUGAAAGUGGAGAUCCCCCCAGGCGUUACUGCAGAGAUCUUUCUUCCUUCGGGCACUAGUGGUCCUGUCGUCGUCGGUGGUGGUCAAUGGUCCUUUGAUUGCGACUACCAGGAGGAUCAGGCUUGGCCGGUCGAGCCCAUUGCAGCCUUUCCAGACUUGAUUUAG